AUGGAGGUUCUGCAUAAUCGUCUCAACUCCUUCAAUAAGCAGAAACGCGGCAAAGCAUUGACAUGGAACCACCCGAAACACUGGCACGCGAACCCCAACACCCUCGCCGAAGCCGGAUUCUACUUCGAUCCCAGCCCUGAAGAUACCGACAAUGCUACCUGCUUUAUGUGCGAUAAACAAGUGACGGACUGGACGGAAGAAGACGAUCCAUUUGAGAUCCACUACAAGAAAUGCUCGAAAACGUGUUCGUGGGCAAUGGUGCGGUGCGGGCUGAGACACGACAUGGACUCUGACGGCAAUUACAACUUCACGGAUAAAGCACGCAUCCCGACAUCCAAGGCUAUGGAAAAAGCACGGCUGCUGACGUUCACCAGCAUCGGUUGGAAGCAUGACAAGAACAAGCAGCAUUCAGCGUCGUCGAAGAAGAUGGCUCAUGCUGGUUUCGUGUUCACGCCAGUUGCUUCCGGUGACGACACAGCAACUUGUCUCUAUUGCAAAAUUGCACUUUCUAAUUGGGAUCAGGAUGACGACCCUAUGGAGCAUCAUCGGGAGCGCAGCAGCAAACUGGACGAGGGCUCUUGUCCGUUCGUCUCACUCGUCCCUGAUGCGGCUACCGGCAAGUCUACCACGAAACAACCAAAAACCAACAGAACUACUACAAAAGAAGCCCCUCAGACUGAUAUCGUACAGCCCACGAAGACAUACGAUGGUUCGGAUGACGAAGCUCCUGCUGCCCCUCCUGCGAAAUCAUCUCGUAAAACCACGACGACAACCAAGACGCCGAAGAAGACGACUCGCUCUGGAUCCCGAGCAAAUUCGAAAGCGCGCGAGUUGAUCUCGGAGGUCGAGGAGGAAGACACUGCUCCGCCACCUAAGAGGCAGGGGAGGAGCAAAUCUGUUUCACGUAUGAAGGAAAGAGAAGAGGAAAUUUCUCCUCCAAGCGCUGCUGCAACCUCUCGGUCUGUUUCUCGUGUCAAAGCCGACGACCCUGCUCGGCUUUUUGACGACGAGGAAGAAGAACCACUCAAGUCGAGUGGGGCACCAUCCAGACCUACCCGAUCUAGGGGCAAGGCUGCUGCCGAGUCUGUCGUUGCGACAGUCGUUGAAACAGAGAAAGAAUUGCCUCCCCGUCCGCCUAAAUCUAAAGCCAGAUCGAAGGCACCAGAACCCGUAGUGUCCAAGAGAGUCUCGUCUCGCUCUCAAGCUAAAGUGCCGUCUCAAGAGGAAAACAACUCUGGAGAUGAGGACGAUGAGGAUGGAGAAUGGUUCUCUGCGCCCUUGCCGCCAGCACCAGAUCCAGGCCGGGCGGAAUCCAAGGCAGCGAAGGCAAAAGCGCAGCAGAGCCUAGGUGUUAAGAACGACUCUGGCAGCCGUCGUCCCCCAUCGAGAUCGCAGAACCGCGGCCCCGCUGCGGAAUCUAGCUCGAUUCGCACAUCUCGUUCGCGUUCGAAAACAAUCGCGGCACCGUCAGAGGAGCAGACGGAUGACAUCCUGCAAUAUGUUCCUCCGGAGCCUGUUCCUGAACCUCCCAAGCCUCGCUCGAAGCCCGCGUCGGAGACGACCCGGAAGCCAUCUUCACGCUCCGCAUCAAAGAGCAAAGCACCUGCGACUGACACGGAGGCGGCUCCACGUGCCAGCAGACCAGCGGUCUCGCGACCUGUUUCCCGCGCCGCGCUGCCUACUAAACAACUGGUCGCUGUUGACGGAAGUGAUAUCGAUCCUCAAGUGGUUGAUAUUUCUACCGACGAGGACGAGCCUGCAGCAACAUCUCCCCCAGCGAGACAUGUACCGACAAAACCGCCAUCCAAGGCUAAGGCGAAAGCGUCACCGCCCUCCCCAGAACCCACAGUUGUCACCCCAGCUGAAGAUGUUUUCGAGGAGCAGGUGAACGAGCCUGUUGGAGAUGAAGUUGCCGUGGAUGAGGAUAUCGAGAUGGCGCCUAACGUUCCCGUUGACGACAACUCGGGGCCCCAUGAAUCUCAGCUAACGACCCCUCCUCGACCGCAAGCCGUUCAGGCAUUCCCAGCUCCGAAGACGCCGAUGUCGGUAUAUCCUGCUCACACACCCGCCAGUCCGGAGGGCUUCAGUUUCAUUCCCCCGCUGUCGAGCGAUCCCUUCCUCCCCACGCAGUCUUUGACGGAGGAGGAAGAGGAGAUGACAGUCGAAGACUGGAUCCGUCACCAUAUGAAGAUGGAGUACGACCGGUUCAAGGCUGAUGGCGAGAGACAGCUUCGUUUAUUUGACAUCCGUGCUGAAGAAGUGCGCCAAGCUAUUGAGACGCUUUGA
Messenger RNA from Mycena citricolor, 2286 nucleotides. Lineage: Eukaryota; Fungi; Basidiomycota; Agaricomycetes; Agaricales; Mycenaceae. The record is from the annotation of a GenBank genome assembly.